Messenger RNA from Paecilomyces variotii, 660 nucleotides. RefSeq lists its product as hypothetical. The record is from RefSeq and is a predicted model, not a curated record. NCBI's taxonomy places the organism in Eukaryota, Fungi, Ascomycota, Eurotiomycetes, Eurotiales, Thermoascaceae. Bases 1 to 660 code for a protein of 219 amino acids. The transcript has a single exon.
AUGAAGAUCCAGAUCUUCUGGUCCCGUCACCCUUCCACGAUCGCGGUAGGCUAUUGGCAUUGGGUACGAUACACGCUCGUCAUUGCCUUCCUAAUCAGGGGGCGCAUGCAUUCCGUGGUCCAGACUCGGACGAUCCGUGACGGACUCCACCGCCUGGGCGAUAGGGCUGCGGUGCAGGGAAGGUCUUCCACCGCAAGAACUGAAGCCCGUACGUCAGUAGAGCCCGCUGGUGAUGGGCAUACAGGGCAAAAGGCAUCGGUCAAGAAGUGCCAUACGUUCUGCAUCGUGGAUGCGUCAUGCCUACUGUGCCUACACUGUAUGACUCGAUCGAGCAGACGUCGGACGGGUGCCGCCGUUUGCUGUCUGCAGUGGAGCGCACUUUAUGACUUUGACAGCAUGGAGGGGAGACAGGCGUUGCGGUCCGCCAUCCGUUGUCGACUCUUGACGUCCGACAUUGAGGAGAAGGGAGAGCGGUGUAAAAAUAACCGCUGCGCCUCGUUCGCGUCAUUUGGCGGUGCCGGCCACAGUCUGAGCGCCAAUGGAAGGGCAGCAGGGCGGACCACAACGCAUGCUAUUGGUCAACGGAUGUGGCUCAGUCAUGUGGGCCAAGAAAAGUGUGGCGCUAAGGCUUGUCGGAGACCGACUGCUCACCGACCUUGA